AUGAAUACUCCGGCAUUCGACUCCGAUAUCCUCCAAUAUGCUCGGAACCGAGGCAUUGCAAUCCCAUCUGAGAUGAAAAUCGCUUCUGAGCUCAGUAUCGGCAAAAUCAUUCCCCUGCACUACAAGUACUCUGAUGAGGUCGCAAUCAGAUUCGAAAAGUUCUAUUCAACAGCAAGAAAGGAUCUCGAAUCACAAAAACUCAACCUGAGUCAUGACUCUUCUCUAUUUUUGAUGCAAGAAAGGAAUACGACUAUGGAGUCGCAAGUUAAUUGGGACAACUUGCUCCCUUCAAUCAACGUAGUGGAUACCCGUUCGAGUGAUCCUCUGCAAAGUGAACGGGCAAUUCGAACACUCCAGUCUGUUGUCUCUCGGAAUGGGCCUGGCUUCCAUUCUACAUGCCUGGAAUCGGACCAUGGACAAAAUGAAUCCCAGUCCGUUGGUUUUGAUAGUUACUUUGCGCCUCAUAUUCCACAGCGUCUGGGCUUUGGUACUGUGUGGGGUCCACCCAAGAAUUAUGAUACGCCUCCAAGGCUCUCGGAGAUUCUUGCUCAAGCUCAAGCUUUCGGCUCCAUGAGACUAGAUAUCUGCAAAAAGGCAUGUACUUUGAUGUCCAAGGACUGGAGGCGGGACAGUGGACCAUCGAGGAAGGUGGUAGAUUCGAUACGUUAUGAAAUGCUUCCCCAGCAUAAGAGCGCUACGCUGUUUAAUGACAUAAUACUUGUCCCUGAGAAGCUGGAAGUGCACAGCGGUCAAUUGCUUCAAUUCAGAUAUCCAGCUCGUGCCCGGAAGAUAGCUGCAAUGCGCCAAAGGAAGCCCCAGCCAAACACUCUUCUGCCCAAUUUCCAGGUUCCUGCAGAGCCAGCUUUCAAAGGGCUACGGGAAGACAGGCAAGCUCUCUCCUCUAUCCCAGAAGAUACAGAGGUAGACACUCAGAGUGAGAAGUCCCAAAACCCGCCUUGUCUUCCAUCAAAAUCACCGACCAGGAGUCCGGCUAUUGCAGCGGGUUCAAUGCUUCCCAAGGAUGUCGUUAAUGCUGGAGCACUCGCCAGUGCCACUGCAUCGCAACCAAUUUCCGUUGAGGCAUCUCCUGAGCUUCACACGAACGCAUCAUCUCUGGAAGAAUCUGGCGGUGUUCCAGAAUCUCUUCAAUCGGCCAAUUGUGAUAUACUUUCGAAUGUUUCUGACACCUUCGUUCCUGUCGUCUCUGCCCCUCUGCUGAAAGCAGAGAUCAGGUCUUCAAAAGGUCAAGUUGAAAAUAGUGACGGUAAGUCGUUUCGAAGCACCGGUUUGACUGGCCCACCACAUAUGGAGAACGCUCCUACUGCGGUGCUUGAAACUUCAUGCAUAUCCAGUAUCGGGCCAUUCAGCAAAGGACUCGGUUCUCUAUCCACAUUCAUGGAAUCGAGGGGCGUCGUCCCAGCAAACGGCUCUACAAGUAGCGCUUACUUUCCUCGUCAUGAUACUAACAAGGUCAACGAGCAGCAGCACCAAGAGAACCAACGCGUCCCUUCAGCUCUGGAAAAAGCCAUCUUUGAACCCUCAACAUACCCCAAUGCAGUCAUCACUCUCGACAUAAUCAAAUCUCAGUUCGCAACCAUGACUUCUGAUCUCCUUCUCUUCCUUUCAAUGGAUCUUCUCAAGACUCAUUUGCAAAUAGUCCAAUUCCUCGAGCAGCAACGCGACCCUCCCAGACUGAUUUACCGGGAGUACAAACAGUCCUCGGCCCCUUCAAAUCCAGGAAGCUUCCAAUAUCAACAAACGCCUCCAGAAGCAGACUUCAUAAUCGCUCCAGACGUGGGGAUCAUACUUUCGUCUUCCCACUCAUUAACACAAGUCUUCCUGCCUGGCCACCGACCCGAAGACCCCUACAUUCGAAGCAAUCCAGAUAUCACGUCCCCUCUCAGAGAACGAAUCUUCCGCCUGGCGCCUCGGUACGAAACUCUGUACUUGCUAAUAAACCACCCAUCACCCAAACUGGGAGCCCAGACAAACAUCCUUCCAGCAGAAGAAUUGCGAAUGAAUGACUCCACUCAAGAAUGCCUUCAAUCCCUCAUUUUAUUCUGCGAUUCUCUUUCUCACUCAACAACCAUAAUCCCCGUUCAUACUUCAAUCUCUCCUGAGCAAACGGGAAACUGGAUCCUCACCCUCACGGCCAUACAUGCUCAUUCCCUUCCAAAAUUCGCUAUUCGGGCACCAGAUCCUGAUCCGAUCAUGAACUACGUCGGUUCCGCUCAACGGUUCACGCUGAAUCAAAUUAUCAAGGACGACGAAACCAAAUGGGAGGUUUUCCUCCGAGCCAUUGGAUUGAAUCCCUUUGCGGCGAGAGCAGUUCUCGAUAUUAUUGAUGCGGAGGUUCAUCCUACAACGGCGUCUGAGAAUGUUGAGCUUGAUUCUUUUCCAGUCAAUAUUUCAGAAAAAGAGUCUGCUUUGGCCACUUUUAUUGAGAUGAAGCCCGAGGAGAGGCUGCGUCGGUUUCAGGGUCUGAUUGGGGAGCUUUUGUGGGCCAGGCUGCAUGCUGUUAUUGAGAGGGGUUGA
Penicillium longicatenatum is the source of this 2535-nucleotide messenger RNA. RefSeq lists its product as uncharacterized. The transcript is spliced from 3 exons. NCBI's taxonomy places the organism in Eukaryota, Fungi, Ascomycota, Eurotiomycetes, Eurotiales, Aspergillaceae. The coding region runs from base 1 to 2535 and encodes 844 amino acids. The record is from RefSeq and is a predicted model, not a curated record.